This is a messenger RNA of Acanthochromis polyacanthus (spiny chromis), 1955 nucleotides long. Its product is annotated as peroxisomal N(1)-acetyl-spermine/spermidine oxidase-like. Gene Ontology annotation, molecular function: polyamine oxidase activity. NCBI's taxonomy places the organism in Eukaryota, Metazoa, Chordata, Actinopteri, Pomacentridae. The record is from RefSeq and is a predicted model, not a curated record. The transcript has 10 exons. Bases 76 to 1584 code for a protein of 502 amino acids.
GUGUUGACCAGCGGACAUGUUCAACGGUCGCACGUUCAUGGAACCGAGGAACUGUCACAUUAGUGCGACUCAGCCAUGGCCAGGAGUGUGAACGCUAAAAUAAUCAUAAUAGGAUGCGGAAUAUCAGGAAUAUCAGCGGCUCACAAGCUCGUUAAAGCUGGAUUCAAUGAUGUGCGGAUACUUGAGGCGACUUCGAGAAGCGGAGGAAGAAUAAAAACAGGCAGACUGGGUGAUAAGAUUGUUGAGAUUGGUGCAAACUGGAUCCAUGGACCAUGUGAGGAGAACCCAGUGUUUCGUCUGGCCCGUCAGUAUCAGCUUCUGGAUCCAGAGGCCCUGACCCCAGAGAACCAGGCCAUGGACAUCGGAGGACAUCCCCCCUGGACUCCAAAUUUCUUUGGCAGUUCAGGUGGGAAGCUGAAUGCUGAGGACAUCUAUCCUGCUCAGCAGAUGUUUCUUGAGCUGCUGAAUGAAAGCUCAGAAUUUCAGGGUCAAAAGGGAGAACCCUGGUCCUGUGUGGGAGACUUCAUACGGUCAGAGGUGCAACAACGAGCCGAGGAACAGUGGAAAGACAUCGAUGCAAACUCCAGAUCUUUACGACUGUGUGUGAUCAGUAACAUGUUGAAGGUGGAGUGUUGUGUUAAUGGGGCUCACAGCAUGGAUGAGGUGAGUCUGGGGGCCUUUGGCCUCUACAAGACUCUACCUGGAAAUGACUGCACAUUCCCUGGUGGUUAUGAAGGUCUCAUCAAAAACUUGAUGUCGGACCUCCCCAGUGGUUUAGUGACCUACAAUCGGCCUGUGCGAUGUGUCCACUGGAACAACACAGAGGAGAGAGGAAACCCUGUCAUGGUCGAGUGUGAUGAUGGGGAAAGGAUUGCUGCUGAUCAUGUUAUUUGCACUGUACCUUUAGGAUACCUAAAGAAGCACCAUUCAACACUGUUCCAUCCUCCUCUACCUCUACACAAGCUGUGCUCCGUCCAGAGGCUGGGUUUUGGAACCAACAAUAAAAUAUUUGUGGAGUUUGAUGCACCUUGGUGGGAUGCUGACUGUGAGGUCAUCUGUCUCGUGUGGGAAGAUGAGGAUGCCAUGGUGGAUGAGGUGCCAGAUGUACAGAGAUCCUGGAUAAAGAAGUUGUUCGGCUUCACUGUUCUCAAACCCACUGAAAGGUAUGGCCAUAUUCUCUGUGGCUGGAUUGCUGGGCAUGAGUCAGAGUAUAUGGAGACACUGAGUGAACAGGAGGUCACACAAGCAGUCACACAACUUGUUCGCAGGUUUACAGGAAACCCGACCGUCACUCCAAAGAGAGUCUUCCGCUCCCAGUGGUUUCAUGACCCCUGGACCUGUGGAUCCUACACUCACCCUGGAAAAGGGUGUUCAGAGCAGGACCUGGACAACAUGAUGGAGCCCCUGCCAUCGAAAGGAUCGCAGUCGCAACCACUACAGGUGCUGUUUGCUGGAGAGGCUACUCAUCCCUGCUACUUUUCAACCGUCCAUGGAGCCGUUCUCACUGGCUGGAGAGAAGCUGAUAGACUCAUCUCUCACUACUCCUCCGUUCGUCCAUCCGAGCUUCGCAAGUCAAAGCUUUGAAUAAACAUUGCUGCUCUGAAAUUCGUCAGAUUUACUGUAACAUAUGCAUAAACCUAUGAUGUCUGAGUUCAUGUGAACAGCCACUGUCACACAGUAAUGUUUAGAAGCGGCUGUUUCAAUCUAAUACUUUAAAAAUUAAGAUACAGCUUUACAUAUUUAGAAAUAGACAGGCAAUUUUAAAUACAGUAUCUGGGAACACAUGCUGUAAUCCCGUAUAUAAAUCAAUACCGAUAAAAUUUCCCUUUGGAACUUCAUCGUAUUCGGACCGAUUGAAUUAAAUGUGAUUUUAAACUUUCCUCUUUGCCUUUUGGAUUUCUGUGGUUGAAGUUAUUGCACUUAACUAUGAAUAAAUGAUCAGCUAUUUUUUCACA